Entamoeba dispar SAW760 is the source of this 1239-nucleotide messenger RNA. RefSeq names its product axoneme-associated protein mst101, putative. Lineage: Eukaryota; Evosea; Mastigamoebida; Endamoebidae. The coding region runs from base 1 to 1239 and encodes 412 amino acids. The transcript has a single exon. The record is from RefSeq and is a predicted model, not a curated record.
AUGUUUUUUAACAGUAAUUUUGACACGAAAUUCAAAGAUUUAGAUUUUGCAAAACCAACGCCAACGAUAGCACGACGAGUAUUUAAUGUAUUAAUGGGAGAAAGUAUGGAAAUUAAAAAACGAGAAAGAAAUCGAAUGCUUGAAGGGGCAUGUCCAAUUUCAUUACCUAAAUUAAUUUACAUUAAAGAAUUAGGAGAAGUAAUGACAAAGUUAGGAUAUGAAGAUUUUGAUAUUAUCAAUGACAUUGGAUUUGUUGAAAAACAACGAUUUCUUAAAAUGUGUGAGAGCAUUAUGGAAUAUCUUGAAAAACACAAGGAAUAUAGAAAAAGAAAAGAAGAAAUAAUCGAGGGAUACAAAGAAAAAAGAAAAGAAGUAGAAGAAAAAGAAAGAGAAUAUAAAUUGAAAAGAAAAGAAAAAGAAGAAUUAAUCAAAAGAAAAGAAGAAGAUCAACCAGAGAUAGAAAGAAAAGAAAAAAUAAAAGAAGAAGAAAAGAAAAAAAGAGAGGAGAUUGAAGAAGAAAUAAAAAAAGUUAAAGAAGAAAUAAAUAAUAUAAUAGAAAAAAUAGAAAAAGAAGAAAAAGAAAAAAAGAUAAAAGAAGAAAUUAUUAAGAAAGAGAAAGAAUAUAAUGAAAAGACCAAAAAGAUUCAAAAAAAUAUAGAAGAAAUUAAAAAAGAAGAAGAAAAAAUUAAAACACUUCAAGAAGAAAUUAACAAAAGAGAAAAAGAAAAAGAAGAGAAAGAAAAUCAAAUCACAAGAUAUAAUGCACUUAAACAAUCAUGUGUUGUUUGGAGAACAAAUCUUCAAAUUGUUAAAGAAGGAAUAGAAAACAUUAAAAAGAAAGAAGAAGAAAUUGAAAAAAUAAAUAAAGAAAAAAAAGAAAAAAAAGAAGAAAUUAAAAAGAAAGAAGAAAAAUAUAAAGAAUUAGAAAAUAAAACAAAAAAAGAAGAAAAAGAACAAAAAAUAAAAGAACAAGAAAUUAUUAAAUUAAAAGAAAAAGUUGAUAAAGAAAUUAAACAAUUUGAAAAUGAUAGUUCUCAAUUACAUUUAAUUUAUGAAGAUAUUAACAAUAAAGUAGAAAUAACAAAAAAUAAUAAAAAUAUUAUUAUUAAAUUAAUUAAAGAUUUAGAAAAAAGAAUUAAUAAUAUUAAAAGUUCACAUUUUUAUAUGGUUAGAGAACUUCAUGAUCAACUUAUUCAACUUAAAUCAAUUAUUUCAUCACUUGAUAUUUUAAUUAUUUAA